CCUCCGAUGUGGUCGCAAAGCAUUUUUAAACUCUCGCGCCAAUGAAAAUUUAAACAUUUCACAUGAAGUGAAAAGUAAAGAAAACAAACAAUACCUAAUUUAAUGUUGUACUUAACUAUUUGUAAUUGAAUAGUGUGUGUUUUAUUUAGGUGAACGAAAAUAGUUACUAUAAAAGAAAACACAGUAUAAGUUCUAGAGAAAAUCGUUGAAAAAAUCAUAUUCUACAUGGAAUUUUUGAGAAAAAUAAAGAAAAUGUGAAAAGUAAUUAAAAAAAUAAUUAUGAGAAAAUCAAACAGUUAAUCCAGUUAAAGAAUCUAUUUAAUUCAAAUAUAUUUAUAUAGUUACACUGUAAGAAGUGAAUAGAUUUUCACUUGUAUUGUGUAAAAACGUGUUGAAGCGAAAAAAAAAAAACUGACGAAUUCGAUUCGUCGGCGCAACAGUAGAACUAUUUUCUUAAUAGAGCGGCACGUGGGAAAAAAAAGAAACAUAUUUAAUUUCCGCCGUUGAUUAUCUCAUUACGAUUUCGAAUUUUGUUCAUAAAUUAAGUGAUUUUCGAGUUGUACACAUACACAACAGUGUUGUGACAACACAUAGUAAGCCAAUAAAAUGUGGUACAAUUCGAGUCACCAGGGCUGGGGCAGUAAGGCGGUUGGCCGAAAUACAUCAAUCGUUGAUGCUGAUUUAACCCCAUCGUCGCCGAUCAAACCAAGCGCUGGCCGCAUUAUACGCAUUGUUAAUAAUAUGGAUCAAAGUGUACAGUGCCGUGUAUUGCUAAAUCUACGCACAUCACAACCAUUUGAAGAGGUGCUCGAGGAUCUGGGACAAGUAUUAAAGAUGACUGGAACAAAGCGGAUGUACACAUCAGACGGUGAAGAGGUGUAUAGUUUUUCACAACUCCGAAAUGAGUAUGCUGACGUGGAGACAUUUUAUUUGGACUCUGGUCCACGGGCCAUAUCACCAAUAUCGAUGAUACCAAUAGGUUCACCAUUGCGACGAUCACGAUCGAGCAAUGGCAUUAUGAAUACAGUGAUCAAUCAUGAUGUGCCAGUUCGACAACGUGCACGCAGUAAAAGUCGUCCACGUACACUUUACGCCGCCGAUAGUACGGAGAAUCGAUCAAAUGGAGAUUAUUCAUCAUCUGAUUACAUUAAGGAGGAACCAAUCAAGUUAAGUAUUCGCGGUCUUCGUCGAACAUUUUAUCCACCAAAUCAGCAUGUAGUAAUUGAUAAUUCACCACCCGAUAAAAAAUUGAAAUUACAAUGGGUUCAUGGUUAUCGAGGGCGCGAUACACAUAAAAAUUUGUGGGUUCUUCCAUCAGGUGAAAUGCUUUACUAUGUGGCUGCCAUUGCAAUUAUCUACGAUCGUGAUGAAGGAACGCAACGCCACUACACUGGUCACACCGAAGACAUAAUGACAAUGGACGUACAUCCGUCACGUGAAUUAGUUGCAUCAGGUCAACGAGCUGGCGCAGAUCGAAAAUCACAAGCGCACGUUCGCAUUUGGAGUACGGAUUCAUUGCAAACACUGUACGUAUUCGGAAUGGGUGAAUUAAUUGGCGGCGUGACUAGUGUUGCAUUUUCUCAAUUGAAUGGUGGUAGCUAUAUUUUGGCCACGGAUUCGAGUGCCGAUUCGAUUUUAAGCGUUUGGCAAUGGCAAUGGGGUCAUCUAUUAGGAAAAGUGGCGACAUUGCAAGAGGAGCUACUCGGCGCUGUAUUUCAUCCGUUGGACGAUAAUUUAAUUAUAACAUAUGGUCGAGGCCAUUUGGCAUUUUGGCAUCGAAGAAAAGAUGGCUGCUUCGAACGAACCGAUAUGAUAAAACAACCAAAUCGAACGUGUAUCACUAGCAUACAAUUUGAAGCCGAAGGUGAUGUUAUAACUGCCGACAGUGAUGGUUUCAUAUCCGUUUACAGUGUUGAUGCUGAAGGAAUGUAUUUUAUUCGAAUGGAAUUUGAAGCUCAUAUGAAGGACAUUGGUUGUUUGUAUAUGCUACCCGACGGUACACUAUUGUCGGGCGGCGAAAAAGAUCGAAAGAUCGCCGCUUGGGAUUCGUUGCAAAAUUAUAAACACAUUGCCGACACAAAAUUACACGAAUCGGCAGGUGGUGUACGAACAAUUUUUCCACAACGACCUGGUCGAGAUGAUGGUAAUAUUUAUGUGGGUACAACGAAAAAUAAUAUCGUCGAAGGUUCAUUGCAACGUCGAUUUAAUGAAGUAAUUUUCGGUCAUGGACGUCAAUUAUGGGGUUUGGCUGUACAUCCAGAAGACGAAGUGUUUGCCACGGCCGGCAUGGAUAAAACGAUUGUUUUAUGGCGAAAGCAUAAACUAAUUUGGACGGUUGGUGUCGAUUUUGAGUGUAUUUCACUUGCAUUUCAUCCGUUCGGAAAUGCAUUGGCGGUUGGAACGACAGCAGGCCAUUUAUUGGUAUUGAGCGUUGAGAGUGGCGAAACAGCAGCAACGGUACGAGUUUGUGCAGCACCAUUGAAUUGCAUUGCUUUCAAUCAAGUGGGCGAUGUCAUUGCGAUGGGUUCGGAAAAUGGAUGUAUUUAUCUGUUCCGUGUCACACGAGACGGCUUCUCCUAUAAAAGACAAAGUAAAAUUCGAGGCACACAACCAUUACAGCACGUUGAUUGGAGCAUGGAUGGAUUCUUUUUACAAACGGUUACCGUUGAUUUUGAUUUACUUUUCUGGGAUACACGUUCAUUGGCACCUGAACGCAGUCCAAUUUUGAUGCGAGAUGUAAAAUGGUUAACGCAUAACUGUACGGUUGGCUUUUUAGUUGCUGGAAUGUGGAAUAAUCGUUUCUAUUCAACACAAUCGUCAAAGAUAACGACAUGCAAUCGAUCAUCUGGAAUGGAUAUGCUGGCGUCUGGUGAUUCUGAAGGUCAUGUUCGGCUCUUCAAAUACCCGUGCAUCAGUCCACGAAGUGAAUACUAUGAAACAAAAGUGUAUUCGGGCGUAAUUGGUUGUGUACGUUUCCUUUACGGUGACAAUUCAAUUGUUACAGUCGGUGGAACUGAUGCAUCUCUAAUGAUUUGGGAUCUUGUCGAUGAGUAAAACAUUUGAAUGAGAACAUUUGAAAACUUAACAAACUUUAUAUUGGGAAAAAAUAUAAUCUAAUUUUAAUUUGGAAACAAUUUGGUCAGGUUUUCGGUCGAAUUUGUGAUUGUGGCCAGUGGGAAUAUCGUGGCUGAGGUAAGAUCACAUGAUUUUGAGAAAAUCUUGACAGAUAUUUGAACACGAACAAAAAAAAAAGUAUUAAAAAAAAAAAAAA
Molecule: messenger RNA, 3271 nt
Organism: Contarinia nasturtii (swede midge)
Lineage: Eukaryota; Metazoa; Arthropoda; Insecta; Diptera; Cecidomyiidae
Product: echinoderm microtubule-associated protein-like CG42247
Exons: 8
Coding region: 607-3054 (815 amino acids)
Biological process (GO): intracellular signal transduction; microtubule cytoskeleton organization
Cellular component (GO): mitotic spindle
Molecular function (GO): microtubule binding
Source: RefSeq, a predicted model, not a curated record